Molecule: messenger RNA, 2204 nt
Organism: Portunus trituberculatus (swimming crab)
Lineage: Eukaryota; Metazoa; Arthropoda; Malacostraca; Decapoda; Portunidae
Exons: 3
Coding region: 164-649 (161 amino acids)
Source: RefSeq, a predicted model, not a curated record
UUGCGUUGUGUAGCCGAGGUGUGGAGUGAUACCGAAACGUCUCACAUCCGCUGACAAAUAAUUUCAUGACGCCGCUGUGUGUGUCGCUGCUGUGAUAGGCCUGUCGUUCUCCUGAUAAGCCUGUCUCGUGGCCGGGCUGUGGAGCAGAGGAGGGGCUCGAGACAUGAAGAGAUUCUGGCUGGAGGACGCGUGGCACUGGUCAAGUACUGCCAGGAUGACCCUCCGCACAGUGCCAGGGGGACUCUGCUUGUACUACUUGUUCAUCAUUAUUUGUGUACAUUUCGUGCCUUCUUCGUCUACUGUAGGAGAGACUUGUGACAUCCAUACACUUUCAUCAUGUCCAGCUAAUGAACUAUGUGAGCAAGUGAAUAAGACUUCAGCAAUAUGUAAAUGUUUGCCAACAGUCAAAUGUGAUGACCCCCAGCCUCCACCAGAGCCUCCAGGGAACCACUUGGGCUUGGCUCUGGGUCUGAGUAUCACAAUUUUCCUCUUGCUGGUGAUUCUCAUCCUGAUUGUGCUGCAUCGCAAAUUUGGUCUAUUUUCUGGUAUGUGUGACCGUUUUCCUUCCCUCCGUCACCUCACCAUUAGAAGUGGAGACAUUAUUAUGGUGGACAAUGAUGAUGAGCCUGAUAUUAAUCCCAUAGCCUGAUGAUGUUAAAGGUUGAGGGUGUGGCAGAUGUUAAUCUCAUAGCCUGAAGAAUAUUUUAUUCUGUAUUCAGUGAUGUGUUUGGGAAGAUGGUUUUCUCAGUCUCAUAGCUGUUCCUCUCAUUGUGAUGAGAAAUACCUGCUUAUAUCAGUUAUGAAAGUAUUAAGGAAAACACUACUGAUUUUAUUUUUAAGACACAAAGUAUGUUUUAUAUAAUUGUUUUAUAGGAACAAGGUGCACUUCUUGGUUGUGUUUUCAAGAGUGAAUCACAGAGAGGCUGAUAGAGUUGUAGGUUUAAUUACAUAGGAUUAUUCUUCAACAAUUUUGUUUAAUUGUGUUUUUGCUAGUUUCAGCAAGUGAUAUUUUACUGAUGUAGAUCCAUGCCAUAGAGCAAGUUGACUGGUAUUAGCUUUAACAUUAUGGAGAAUACCCAUUAUGAAUUGGAUAUGCUAUAUGUAACUUCACUGAAAAAUUUGUAUUGUCUGUAAUUCCUUGAGGGAAGUCUGCCAUAAUGAGAAACUGUUGAAGCAAAUGAAGGACAAGUAUUAUAUUGUAAAUUAUUGACUGAAGUCAAUGUGUCAGGCAAGUCUGUCAUUCUUGUUAAGGUAAUGUAUAGUAUAAAAGUGUCAUUUCUAUCAAACCACCACCUCUCCUGGAUGUGAAUCCAAACCACCCAUCCUUCAGCCCUUGGAUACUGUCUCUCUUGUCCAUCUAGCACACAGCUUGAGUGUUUCCCAUUGUGAGAUCAUCACCAUUAUGUCUUCUGUCAUUCUGGUAUGGUGUUGCUGUUUAUUGAAGUUACAUCACUGUUGACUUGCUGUAACUCAUUAAGACGUAUCCAUUGAAAGCAGAUGAAAAUGCCCGGAAGCAAAGACACACAUAAUGCCUGACACUGUUUACAGAUCACUGUUUUGUCUUAAUGAUUUCACAGGCAGUAGCAUUGUUGUUUGGCUGAGCUAUCACAUUGCCAUUUUGAUAUGCUUUUAUAUAUAUAUGCAAUAGCAAGAAAAUAAAAAAUGUUCUAAUAAGCUGCCCAAAUUUCUUACAGAAGUGUAUAAUGCAUGAAGGAAAUAUCAAUUAAUGAAUAUCUCAGACUUUCUUAAUGUUGUUUCAAGGACUUGUAAUUUUAAAGGCAAAUGAUCUGAUCCAUGGAUAUUGUAUAUUCUUACCUUGCCAUUCUGUUUAAUUCUCAUCCCAACUCAUCAGGAUGAAGUCCCCAACAUUCCUUCGAUGUGUAAACAUAACUUGUUUUUUUUAAUAAGAACAUUUUGGGAAGUCAUCCAUUGCUCCUGCAAUGUAUGAAAUAAGAUUCUGAGCAAAAUAAACUUCAAUAAUUCUUGAAAUUUGUCUCUGCAUUACUCAAGCAUGGAGGAAUGACUAAGCAUUAUGGUAAUUUUUAUUGUUAGUGUACAAUAUAAAGUUAAAUAUAAAAUGCAAGCAGACUGCUGUGCAUAUACUGUUGGGAGAAGAGACUACUGGUGUGUAUAUGCUGGUGGGGAAAGAAAGUGAAGCAUUCACACAGGAAUGCAAGGAACAUGAAGAAUCAAAAGAGCUGCCA